UUCAAAAGUACUUUAACGUUACUUCAUACUUCAUACUUCAUUCUUUAGUCUUCAAGGAUCGAUAAUCCGCCGCAUCGCAUUGCGCGCAGUCACAAACCACUUCAACUUCAGCCCUUGAUGGCUGCUCUGGACACGCCUUGGCUGACACACAUGUCGACCCCGAAACAUACUUCCCGUGGCGACGUCGACGGCUCCUCUACCCCUUCCGACCCUCCUCCUACCUACGCCCCUCCCACCUAUGCUUCCUUUUCUACAGCGAACCUAUCGACCGCUACCUCCGCUGCGAAGCGGAGAUCGACUAUUCUAGUCCACCAGAAGUCGCCACUGUUGCUCGCUACGCCGCCCCAGAUUACCCGUGCUCUCGCAUACAGUCACCCCUUCCUUUUGCCUCUGAAUAAGCUUGUAGGCCUAUUGACCUGGACUACUGGCGAUCCGUGGGAGAGUUUUAUACUACUUGCCAUCUUCUGGUCAGCCGUUCAGUAUGGCGACGUCAUUGUGCGAUUUGCCGGCCCUAUCGUUGUGGUCAUGGGCCUCGUAGGGGGUAUGUACGGGCGACGAUAUAGUCCAUUAUCAAGCAGUGGCUGGGCUGAACAUCCGAGCAUGGCGAAUAAUAAAGAAAAGGCAUCGAGCGCAUCCGUCGGAGGAGGCGCAGGCGGCUCGCACCAGCGAAAUUCGAGCGAACUUACUAGUACGAGGCAUCAAAAAACCUUGGAUGAGAUCGUCGACACUGUCAAGGUCUUUACGACCAGGUGUAAUAUUCUACUCGAACCUCUUCUCGAAAUGACCGAUUUCCUAUCUACCCAACGGACCGCUACCAGCGCUACUACGAGACCAGCACUCACUACAUUAUUUGUUCGAAUACUGGCUAUUACGCCCGCUUGGGUAGUCCUAACGCUCCCGCCGCUAAGAAUUUUAACAACGAAGAGGGUAGUGUUGGUGUUCGGGACCUUAGUGCUUACAUGGCACUCGAAGAUCUGCCGAGUAUCCAGAACGCUGCUUUGGCGAAGUGCUACUAUACGCAGGCUUGCGAGAUUGGUCACGGGAUUGCAAUUUGAAGAGCCAGCUAAGACAAAGCCUAAAGGUGCCGAUGGGAAUGGGACUCUCACAACCACUAAGGUGAAGCAGCCACGCGAAGUUACAAAGAUAUCAAAAUCUGCUCUGACAGAGGCUUUAAAACGGAGCAGUCGCUCCGGAGCUAAGGACUCAGGCGUACGCUUCACUUUUAUCAUUUACGAAAACCAGAGACGCUGGCUAGGGUUAGGCUGGACCAACAAUUUAUUUGCUUACGAACGAGCGGCUUGGACGGACGAGCACAAUAACCAAGUCCCGCCUAGAGACGAGUUUGAGCUGCCAGAGGUAGAAGACGGGCAUGCAAAGUGGAGAUGGGUCGAGGGAAGCAAAUGGCGAGUCGAUGGUGUGCUCGAUAUGGACGAGACAGAUUACGAUGCAGAUGCCGGCAAAAAUGGAUGGAUCUUCUACGAUAACAAGUGGCAGAACGGUCGAAGAGGUAACGAUGGUUGGGGUCGUUGGACACGUCGACGAAAAUGGUAUCGCGACGCCGAACUUGUUGAGGUUUCGGAGGUUUCGGGCGAGACGGCUUCUUCCCCGCCACCCGAAUUGCCGACUCGGCCGCCCCCUGUUUCGGUGCAUAGCUCGGAGAGAAUGGACACCGCGUCUACCCUCUCGACUUCCAUUCCAGACACGUCUUCAAAUCAAGGGUCUGCUAAAGGUAGAUUAAAGGAGGAAGACGAUGCGGUUUCCGUCCUUAGCACAUCAUCAAAAUCUGCUAGGUUCAGAUUGUCCAGCCCUCAACUACGUCGACGAAAUACAGGCGGCACGCAUAGAUCUAGGCGCACAAGCGAGACCGCUAGUUUACGUUCUAACGACGACGAAGGUAGUUUGACUCCAGCCUUAGAGCUGGAGAUCCAGGGACAUCAGAGAGACCAAGGUCAAUGGGGCAUUGGAGACGAGGCUCAAAUGGGACUAGAGUGAGAAAUAUUUGUCAUGAUUCGAUCACUAUUUGUAUUAUGGUCACGACGGUUAUUAGUGGGUAGCAUUCGGAGGGCGUUUUGGUAGAUACCAGAGGCAUUGGGGGGUUUAUUUUAUUUUCUGUUAUUGGUUCGCUGAUCCUCGGAAUAGCUUAGGUCUGGAGGGUGAUGAUCCAGCUACCAGAACGAUGUGUGCU
Daldinia decipiens is the source of this 2185-nucleotide messenger RNA. RefSeq names its product Pex24p-domain-containing protein. The transcript is spliced from 3 exons. The coding region runs from base 118 to 1992 and encodes 624 amino acids. The record is from RefSeq and is a predicted model, not a curated record. Gene Ontology annotation, biological process: peroxisome organization. Gene Ontology annotation, cellular component: peroxisomal membrane. Lineage: Eukaryota; Fungi; Ascomycota; Sordariomycetes; Xylariales; Hypoxylaceae.